This is a messenger RNA of Pocillopora damicornis (cauliflower coral), 4676 nucleotides long. RefSeq lists its product as uncharacterized. The record is from RefSeq and is a predicted model, not a curated record. Lineage: Eukaryota; Metazoa; Cnidaria; Anthozoa; Scleractinia; Pocilloporidae.
AUGAUAUCCAACUCAGGUCCAUCAGUUGGAUAUCUUAAUGUGGAAGGAAUGCUUGGUUUUAGAAUUAUCCAACCUUUUUUAACAGGACAACCCAUUAGACCAGACAUCAAAUGCACAAGCUUCUGGUGGUGUGAAGAAGAAAGUGAAAUCUCAGAGGAAGACUUCCCUAACACAGAAACAAGUUGUGAAAGUGUGUCUCAAGAGGGUGGUCUUGAAGCAAAACACCAAAAAAACAAAAAAGAACAUUUAAAUCCUACUUGCACAAACAGUUACAAGAAGCUCAACAACAACUUGGAUGAAGUCAAAUCUGAAGAUGGAAAUGAUGUAUAUUCAUCAAACUCUCCAUAUUUUGAUGAAGCUCAAAAAAAGUCUGAUUUUUACAUUAGCAAUCAGGCAAAUGAAUGGGAACAUUUAGGUGCCAGACCAAAACAUAGACCCCCUAAAAAGUACAAUAAUUCCCUAGACUCUUCUUCACCAGUUGACCUGAUUCCUCCACAAGUUGUAGAACCUGUGGCUCAUGGAGUACACAACCCAUUGUUGCCUGAACAUCUUGAAGACAAAAAGGUUGGCCAUGAGUACUGGGAGUGGAUGGCGAGUGAUGAAGUUGGUUUGCUAUCAAGGUUACCUGACACAGAAACAAGGGAAACUUUGAAAGAUAUCCCUCAGCACACUCAGUUUGCCUUCCUCUUGGAUCAAAUGAAUGAACUAAAGGAAAAGGUAGAACAGCUGACUAAGAAGGUGAAGCUCCAAGAAGAGGAGAUAUUACCUCUUAAAUUGCAAAGACGUGAGAAGAAUAUUUUUCAGCCACAUACUGAAGAUAUUAGGGAGCGUGAGCCUUGUACAACCAGAGGGUCAUGGUCUGACUUUUACCAUAAGAAAGGAAAUCUCCGUAAUGAGACGCAUCUGGUGGAUAAAUCAGGUUCAUUUCGGCAUCAUAGACUUAAUGAAAUCUCAAAUUCCCUGUCAGAAUCAGAGUUACAAAGACUGAAAGGCCUUGUUCAACCAAAACUGGAUAGCUUUAGACUUGCCAAGAUCAGGGAAGGUUCAGAAUUGUUUCAGGAAUUGGAAUCCAGAGGAGAAUUGUCAUGUACCUCUGUUCGAGAUCUUCUAGAAAAAAUCCAUCGGUUUGAUCUAGCAGAGAAACUUGGUUCUUCUUCUUAUGGCAGUGAUGAAUUAUCCGAACGAGACUUUGAUUCACUUCAAGAGGGAGGUCAUAGGGAGGAAGAGUGUGAAACUGUUUGUGAUGCAAAUGAUAGAAAAUCUGAUGAACUGGAAAAAAGCAGGGGAAUGACUGCUUGUAUUGAAGGUGAAGAAGAGGUCUCUGUUGGCAACUACUCAAAUGAAACUGAUGCUGGAACUAGUACUGGGGAGGAUCUGUAUGAAUCAAGUUUACGGCAAGAGAACAUGGCUGGUUUGAAUCAAGAUUUUUUUUCACUUGAAGGCACAUCAACUUGGAACAGUAUCUCAGGUGCAAGGAACGCUGACCAGAUAGAUACAGUCAUAGAUCAGUCUAAUUCCUACAUGAGCAAUAGGUCAAAUGAAUGGGAGCAUUUCGGAGCUAGACCUAAACACAGACCCCCCAAAGAUGCUAAAGACCCUCCUGCAGAAGCUUCUUCACACCAUUCAUUGUUGGUUGACCCAGGCCCACAUCAAAUGAAUGAAUUUUUGUACUACAACAAUGCAGAGAAGGAUCCGUCACCACAGGGAGCUUCCUAUGUGGAAGGCAUGAUGAACUUGGCUGACUCAAAAGAGGCAAAACCAUACUUUGGGGAUUGUCAAGUUAUUUCAAGGCCUGAUCCAAUAUAUUGCCAAUCACAUUCUUCAUUUAAUCCUCUGACUGGUGGAACAAGUGUUCAAGGAAAUGAUACUUCUGCAUCAUUAGAGUCCACAGACAACUCCCAGCUUGAAUUAGAAGAAGAAGAAGCAUUUGCUUUGGUGGAAAGAGUUAGAGAAAGAGGAGAAAGAGGAGAGUUUUGUCAGGAAAUUGAAAAAAUAGAGCGUGGAAAACAAGCAGAAAGAGUACAGAAGAAGAAAGAGAGGGAGGCUUGUCCAGAGGCAAUAGGAACACCUCUGAGUCAGGAGGAGAGGUAUAUUGAGAUGCCAGUCACCUGUAAUGUGGAGUCAUUAAACUCUACUAACAACAGCCCUCUGGCCUUUGUACAAGGUGUCAGAGAUGCACUGAGAAAGGUUUCAGCGAGGAACUUACUGUUCAGAAGAUGGUGGUGCACAUGUUCCGUUCAGUAUGAUCAAGAUGCUGGCCCUGCAAUCUGUACAACUUGUAACAAGUAUCGAUGUCUAGGGCCAUGCAGGGUUAGAGUUCAGAGUUGCUAUGAUGAAUGCUGCAUCUGCCAGAUGCAUACCUCCAGCGGUUUGCAUAUUUUACCGUGCCUACACAGGGCUCACAUGGAGUGUAUUGUUAGGCUGAUACAGCACAACAUAUUAGAUUGCCCAUCUUGCUUUGGUGCCUUUUUUCCGUCAAGUUAAUUGUGCUCCAAGGUGUAGUCCAAGGUUGUUUAAGUAGUAGUACUUCUAAAGAGUGAAUCACUCAAGUCAUGCCUGAAAAACAAGAUUCUGGUUCCUUUUUUAACUUUCUUUAACAUAAACAGUCAAUCACAUCCAUUGCUUUUGUGUAGGAAUCUCCCCCUUCCUUAAAAAAGACUGGCGAGGCAAUUAUCAGUUAAGGUGACGUAGGAAGAGGUGAUAACUAGGGAGAGGUAGAGGUGAAGCCAAUAGGCAGAGGUGGAGGUAAUAGGCAGCGGUAAAGCAGAGCUGUCAGUCAAAGAGCUGCUAGCUGGCUAGAACCUCUGGCCAGCAAGCUACUUUCAAGCCUGUUAAUCAUAAGUGCUGAUGAAAAUUUAUAUGAUCAUCAAAAUACCAUCAAAGAAAUUUGCACAGGAGCUACUUCCUAGUUUUAGUAGAAUUGUGUGGAUAAUUUAAAACUUAUGGGUUUAAAUGCAUGAAAUGAUUCCAUUUUCAGAAUUGUUGCAAAGGCUCGUGCCAACUUCCUGGUUUGUGUUUAGUUCCCUGUUUUCCAAGUAGUCUGACAAAACAUAAUAGCAUACACAAAAACUACCUGCCUGCUAUUUCAUUAUAGUCCUCUACUUCCAAACCAAUUGACAGCCUUGCUAAAGUCAAAGGAGACUGAUAAUAGUGUUGUUACAAUUAUGGUAAACUUUUGAUGGCUGAAGAGAAAUCCUUAUUUGCUUCAGUAUUUAACUGAAUAUUUAUUCAAUACCAUUUUUAAGGGAAAAAAAGAUCAAAGCAUUUGGUGAAACAAAGUUAGGGAAGUUUGUUUUCAGCAUCACAAGAUGCAUUUGUUUUCGUCAUCCAUCGUACUUCCAUUUGUUUAAACUACGCAAUAAUUUAAGUAACAAUAAUUUAUUAAUAUGUAUGAUAUGAAAGAACAGAAGACGUUAGCGUUAAAUGUUCAGCUGAACAAGUAGUAUUGUUAUGAAACCCAAGUAAACAAUACCCAUAGAAUCAUUCAUUCUAUGUUGAUACUGGACUUCUUACUUGGAUAGUCAUCCAGUCAUUUUGAAGCUAAUUCUAGCUCAGAUAGUGACUUCAUCAAGAUGACUGCCAAUAUAGAAGAUAAUCAGAAAUUAUGAUAGAGACUCACUAGAGUUGCCAAACAUUUUCCUGCUGGAAGUGGAAUAGAAGGAAGAGAGGAGAUUGAGAAGUGAUUGAUUGAAAGAAGAGAGUGAAAUAAGAGCAGAAAUAGCAAAGGGAGGCAGGGAGGUGGAGAAAGCCAGAUGGUGGCAACAAUGUCUGGAAGCAAUGAGAAGACCCUCGCAUUUUUGGGAGAACUCUUUGAAUUCUGUGAGCUUCCUGUUGCACAACAACAGCUCUCACAACCAAAUCAGCUCUUAGAUAUUUUUACAAGGGGUAUAAAAGAGCAGCAUGGUUAAGGAUUUCAGCAGGGAACCCAUAGAUCAUGGCACAAAUUUGCUGAUGAAGAUGUAAGCAGCUGAUGUUUUUUAGUGAUAAAAGGAUGUAUAUAGUGUUUGUCAAUUUUGUCAUGCUCACACAAGGUUCACGUGGAGUGUAUUGUCAGGCUGAUUUGGCACAACUUAUUACAUUGCCCAUUGUGUGGGCAUUGUGGGCUUGACUUUUUUCCCCAAGAGUAACAGAACCCCAAAGUCUGCAUCAGGCUUUAAAAAAGUGAAGCCCAUCUUUGUUGUUCAAGGAGUAUUAUCUCAGAGAUGUGAAUCGUCCGAGCCAUGCUGAAUAGUCAUAUUCCUGUCAUACCAAUGGGGAAUCACAUCUGUUGCCUAUGAGUGGGAAUUUCUUCCAUCUUUUCCUUAGGAAAGGUUUACUGGGGGUAUAUAUUUUCUUUUUAUCAAGUAAAAUGAGAAAAGAAAAGUUGAUUAUUUCUAAUACAGUGGAGAUCACACCUUCACUAUAAAACAAUCAUUAUUAUCUAACCUGGUGAAUCUCAUUGUGUCCUUUUAAAGGCCUUUUAUUAUUUUCUAUUUAUUUAUAUAUUUCAUUUGAUAUUAAUUUCCUCCAUAGUUAAAAUAUAUUUCACAAAGAAGAGAAUUUGUGAUAAAUAAGUUGGAAAAUUAUAGUAAAAUGUAACACAAUGAAUUGGCAAAGGUUUGUGAAGACUAUGGAUAUGGCCUUGGUUUAAGUUAUCUUGGUUCUGAGGUUAAAGUAAAAAAAUAAAAUGUAGUAUU